AUGGACAGGAGGCCCCUGGACUCAAUGGAGGAGGUGAGGGACAGGAGGCCCCUGGACUCAGUGGAGGAGGUGAGGGACAGGAGGCCCCUGGACUCAGUGGAGGAGGUGAGGGACAGGAGGCCCCUGGACUCAGUGGAGGAGGUGAGGGACAGGAGGCCCCUGACCUCUGUGGAGGAGGUGAGGGACAGGAGGCCCCUGGACUCUGUGGAGGAGGUGAGGGACAGGAGGCCCCUGGACUCUGUGGAGGAGGUGAGGGACAGGAGGCCCCUGGACUCUGUGGAGGAGGUGAGGGACAGGAGGCCCCUGGACUCUGUGGAGGAGGGAGCGGCGGUGGCGGUGGCGGUGACUGCUGGGCCCUCGCUGGGCCCUCUCUCUGGUCCCUCGCCGGUCCCACAUCCUGGUCCCAGUGGUCAUCAGCAUUCCAACCGACUCUGGAGGAAGCAGGAGCAGGCGGCAGAGGAAGAAAAGAAAGGGUGA
Knipowitschia caucasica is the source of this 477-nucleotide messenger RNA. NCBI's taxonomy places the organism in Eukaryota, Metazoa, Chordata, Actinopteri, Gobiiformes, Gobiidae. The record is from the annotation of a GenBank genome assembly.